AAUCUGUGAUAUAACCUAUCAACACACGUUGAAACAGGAAAAUUCGUAAAUCUGUGUUAAUUACCUACUGGAUUUUUAAAAUCCUAUAAAAUUAAGCCAAGAUGGUUUUAUCUGAAGGUGUAAAACAACGCUUAUCUAUAGUUAUAGAAUUGGGGAAGACAGUUUUUCAUUAUGGAUUCAUACCAACUGUCCUAUACUUAGGUUUCCAAAAAGGAUCAGAUCCAGGAGCUCCUGAAAUCUCGCUGCAGAGCUUAUUCUGGUGAACAUGGGAAUACAAAAGGAAAGAGAACAAGAGUGAAUCUAGUUGUGAUUAUUUUUAACGAUGUUUUCCACAAAAAGAAUUAUUUAUACUGUAUAAUUUUAAGCUUGUACACUAUAUAUGUUACUUUUAAGAGUGAGUACUUCAAGUGUUUUUAUGAGAAGGAAAGCUUUCAUUAAAAUCUCCUUAUAAA
This is a messenger RNA of Coccinella septempunctata (seven-spotted ladybird), 452 nucleotides long. It is a transcript of the gene Tom7, whose product is annotated as mitochondrial import receptor subunit TOM7 homolog. The record is from RefSeq and is a predicted model, not a curated record. Bases 102 to 263 code for a protein of 53 amino acids. Gene Ontology annotation, cellular component: mitochondrial outer membrane translocase complex. The transcript has 3 exons. Gene Ontology annotation, biological process: protein import into mitochondrial matrix. Lineage: Eukaryota; Metazoa; Arthropoda; Insecta; Coleoptera; Coccinellidae.